AUGCCUGCCGCCGUCGAAUCUCCCGCCUCUGCCAUCCUCAAUCACUCCGCGACACCCUACAACUUCCGCUUCUCACCCUUCCUCCGACAAACAUACCAAGUCGGCCUUUCUCCCGAUCGCCCAGUAUGCAAAGCUUUCCAGUCCGGCCACUGCCCAAACGGCACGCGAUGUCCUGAGCGACACGUCUCCGACUCCAAAACGUCGCAACCGACCGGCGGUCUCAAUUCACUCGUCUGCAAGCAUUGGCUACGUGGAUUGUGCAAGAAGGGCGAGCACUGCGAAUUUCUCCACGAGUACAACCUACGAAAGAUGCCCGAGUGUAAUUUCUUCAUGCGUAACGGAUAUUGCUCUAAUGGUGAUGAAUGUCUGUACCUCCACAUCGAUCCUCAAAGUCGAUUGCCGCCUUGUCCUCACUACGAUAUGGGCUUCUGUCCGCUUGGACCCAACUGUUCGAAAAAGCACGUGCGUAAGAAGCUCUGUGUCUUUUAUCUGGCUGGUUUCUGCCCUGAUGGACCGGACUGCAAAGAGGGCGCACAUCCCAAGUGGUCAAAGGAUCUGGAGAAGCCAACCCUCAAGUCGGAAGAAAAGAAGGAAGAGGAGAUGCGAAUGGACUUUGCGCAGGAUGAUAUGGAUAGAUCGCGCGACCAGCCAAGAGAUAGAGAUCGGGAUGAUGGAGGAAGACAUCGGGGAGGCCAUGGUGGCCACGGAGGCAGAGGCAAAUGGAGAGGAAGAGGCCGAUUCCGUGGAAGAGGUCAUUAA
Molecule: messenger RNA, 759 nt
Organism: Fusarium coffeatum
Lineage: Eukaryota; Fungi; Ascomycota; Sordariomycetes; Hypocreales; Nectriaceae
Exons: 1
Coding region: 1-759 (252 amino acids)
Molecular function (GO): metal ion binding; RNA binding
Source: RefSeq, a predicted model, not a curated record